Molecule: messenger RNA, 3118 nt
Organism: Pseudocercospora fijiensis CIRAD86
Lineage: Eukaryota; Fungi; Ascomycota; Dothideomycetes; Mycosphaerellales; Mycosphaerellaceae
Exons: 2
Coding region: 70-1890 (606 amino acids)
Biological process (GO): intracellular signal transduction; microtubule cytoskeleton organization; protein phosphorylation
Cellular component (GO): cytoplasm
Molecular function (GO): protein serine/threonine kinase activity; tau-protein kinase activity; ATP binding
Source: RefSeq, a predicted model, not a curated record
ACCUUCUGAAAGUGGUAGACCCGCUGAAAAAGAGCCACGAAGUGCAGAGGGUCGACAAGCCGAAGCAGAAUGGUUCCGGCGUCUCCUGGAGAGCCUUCUCAGCCAGCCGCGCCGAACAGCGCACCGCCGAGAUCGAGGCUCUCCAGGCAAAUCUUAGCAAGCGUGGAAGAGCAAUAUCCUUCUGCCCAACUGCGCGAACCGACGACGGCCGAAGAAUCCCUCUUUCUUCCUCCGCUGAGCGACAAGGUAGCUUCCUCGGAUCUCGCCGACCUGGACAGCCCAGAGCAAAAUCUCCACCGCGACGCGCAGAGGAUGUCGCCGCUGACCAGGACGAGAUGGCUGAUCGGGAGUCUUCCAUCAGCGGAGGACCUGUCGGAGUCUACGAUCCUGCCGAGUUCAAGACGAACCCCUUCACCGGAGAGCCGGUCCGCCGGUCGAGCAACGAGGUUAGGGACGAGAAACAAUCAGGAAGUGCCGACAGCGUCCCUGACAUCCGCAUCGAUGAUAUUUCCGUCCAAUGAAGAAGCACUGCAAUCGCCACUAUCGCCACCCGAUCUGAGCACGUUGACCGACUCUGUGGAGUCCAUAGCUGCAAAAUUAAUGGUAUCGCCGCAGACUAUACCCGAGUCGCGUCAAGUGGACCACUCGCUUUCGCCUGUCGCCUCGUCGAUUGAGGACAUGUACGAUCCGUUAAGCCGGAACUCCAGCACGCGAUCAAUACGGAUGCGUCCUCAACGGAUUCCUGGUGCAGCCUCUCGACGUUCUUCACGUAGAUCGAACUCUGCGCAAACCUCGGUCAGCCCCGCCCAUGCAUUCCUCGCCAACUGGGGAAAGGGAGAUGUGGAAGAGAAUGCGACUGAGUCGAAGCCUGACGACGAAGGCCAAAGCAUUGGACUGAACAACGAGUACAUCAUUGGUCGCACGCUCAAUCGAGGCGGGUUCGGCGUGGUCAAAGAAGUGCAUUCGAUCGACGAACACGGCAACCGCACUGUUCGCGCUGUCAAGAUUGUACGGAAGAGCAUAACUGGGGUCGGCGAGGCAGAAAACGAAAAGGCGCAGCAAGAAGUGGAGCACGAAGUCUCGAUAUGGCGAUACCUCCAGCACCGACAUAUUCUCAGUCUUCACGCUGUCUAUGAGACUGACUUCGCGACUUUCUGCGUCAUGGACUUGAACACAGGUGGCACACUUUUCGAUCUGGUAAGGAAGUCAAGACAAAAUGCUUCCAGCAGCGACGGUCGCAAAGGUCUAGCACCGAAACUGGCGAAGAGUUACGCGUACCAAUUAGCUUGCGCGCUGCGAUAUUUGCAUGAGGACAUUCGAGUCUGCCACCGCGACGUGAAGCUCGAAAACUGCUUGAUCGACAUGAGCGUGCCGAAUGCUGAAUCCGACGGUGGAGUGUUACGACUCUGCGAUUUUGGACUUGCAGACUUCUUACACAGCGAGAGCAUGGACGAAGGCGCUGUCACAGAGCGCGACAUGGAGUAUCUGUCACUAUCUGGCGAGCUCCCCAAAAGGACCGCGUCCUCCAUCAUUGGCACACUCGAAUACGCGUCGCCGAAGGGGCUCUCCGUUAACCGCAAAUUGUUCGAAACAGCCGGCGAUGUCUGGGCUUUUGGAGUAAUCGUUUACGCGCUUUGUACAGGAGACCUACCGUUCCGACAUCCCAUGCCCAGCAAAACCGCAGAACUUAUUCUUCACGCAGAAUGGGAUGAAUAUGCGCUUCGCCAUGCCGCAGCGGGCGGAGCUGAAGUCAUCGAUCUCGUUAAAGGAUGCCUGGAGAGAGAUAUAGAUCUGCGCUUCACGAUUUCGGAGGCUCUUCGGAGUGAGUGGUUUGAAGGCUGCCGCGAGAUGUGCGAGGAAGAUUGCGCGAGAGGGCUUUGGGCGUCGUAGAGACCGAUCAAAUGGCGCAAUUGCUCUCAGCGACUCCACGACUGGACGGGGCCUCCGCCAACGAGCUCCUGCAUGGCCGUGUCGCGCAAGACAUACAACACUGAGCGCCAUUGAACCGAUUUGGAAAGCUUUUAAAAGGGCAUCACCCCGGACGACAUUUACGAAUUCGCAACAUUUCACGGCCUUUGCACAUAACUUGCGACAUUACCGAUACGACGCUUAUGACAUGACAGGAAAAGAGGAAAGAGGCGGAUACAGGCCUCAUGGCGCAUGGGGAAAUUGGAGGCUUCAUAUUCAGGUGAUGACGUGCACACACACACGAAAUCACUUCAUGUAACUUCAUAGUCCGCAUCUUUUUGUUCUUCUGAUUUGUGCGUUUGAGAAUACCCUGAAUAAAGGCGGAAUAGCGAGCGUGCGAGCGACAUUGUGAAUACCAAUUCUACUCAAUUGAAGGGGAAAUUUUGAGGCACAAAGACCAACUUUUUAGAACUUGUUUCUCGUGUACCACUAUAUACCUAACUCGUCUAAAACCUCCUACCAAAAAAAGUCCCUAAAAUUACAGUCUCUAAUCACUCAAUCGUACUUCCACCUCUAAUUCGGCAUAUUGUCAUCGUUGAUCGGAAGUCGAUGCCAACCGGGUCCCAUACUCCAAUCACCGUGAAUGGAUUGUCCUUGAACAUCGACAUAGUCUCCCGGAUACCCUCUCUUCGGCACAAGACACUUCUUAUCCUGAAUUCUGUAGACUGCACAAUUGUCUGGAACAGCCCACUCGCCGUCAGGUAAAGUAUGGAGUCCCCGCUCCAUUCCUCCACACCAUUCCUCUCCCGUGAAAUCCUUCUGGACUUCGAGACAUUCUUCUUGCCAGGUGGAAUAUACUGCGCAGCAGCGUUGAGUCUGCCAGACGUUGCGGCAGUUGUAGUAGAGGUCGGCACCGUAGGGUUGAUCUCUGCAGUCUUUGGGAAUGGGAGCACCUUGGACGAACAGGUCUUCUGGAAGUGGAAUCGGGUGGUCAUAACCUGCUGCUGUUGUGUCGUUUUGGGGUUUCACGAAGCCGUUGGCGUCGAUUCGAGGAUCUUUGCAGGCUUCGAUGGCGGUCCACCAGUUUUCUUCGGGUUUUCCUGGCUCGCCGCAUCGGUACUUUCUGGAUUGACCGAGACAGGUCAUGGGCCAUGGGUAGUUGGGAUGGCAGGCCCAGUGGCCGUAGUUGAUUUUGCAGAACUCUUCGCAG